UUUACAAUAAUUUUAUGACGUCAAUCGCAGCAUGGUUAGUCACGCAAAAAGUUAAUGAAAAGUUCCAAAGAUCCUAGGCAGUAAUAACAUUCAAUCGGCUUUUUUCGAGGAGAUUUUAGUCGGAACAAUGAGUUAUUAAGAUUGUUUAUUUUGGUCUUGUUCCAUUUCCGUUGCUGAAUUUAUCACUUUUGUCUCGCGCUCGUUGACUUUUGACUUCCGGUAGGUAUAGUAUAACCUGCUAUCUCAUGGGGGGUCGGUUUGAGUGUUGUCAAUAUGCAGGCACACAGCGGUUACAGCCGAAUAUUUGAUCUCAGCAAGACGAGACUUCAGCCCAAAACUCAAGAAUGAGAAUCGUGCGUAUUCUCUCCAUCGAAAGUUAACGAGACGCACUAUUCGGGCGUCUGAAAAUUGGAGAUGAUGCCCGCGCAAGAUUUACCCGGCUCGCAAACUCCUGGUCAGAGAGUCUUCUGGAGGGAAGAACGUGAAGACGAAGCCAUUUAUUCGGUAUCACUGAAGAAAGUGAGAUACCGCUCGAGCGAUAAGUUUCUUCCUUCUCCUGACGAAGACGAACAACCAGUCUCUCAUCUUCAGUGGGAGAUGAUGAAGAUCAGAACCAUUAAAGCCGGUUCUUUAACGAAGCUUGUGGAACAUUUAGCACCCCCAAUUGCUUCAUUUGACGAGGUUGAUCCUGGCUACAUUAUGGCGUUCAUGACUACGUAUAGAACUUUUUCAACAAUGACGGAAAUCGUGGAUCUACUUUUCGAGCGUUACCGACUAUUUGUGGAAAAUGCUGCUCAGGAAAAGGAGGAGGUAGUUGACAAAGUGCUGAGGGGCAUUGCUUCAGUGUUCCAUGUAUGGCUAGAACACUUCCCUUCUGAUUUUGAUGAGCCAGAUUACACAACUCUACUAAAAAUACAAAGCUUUGUGACAUCAGAGAUGAGGGCUAGUCAUGGAGAAGAAUUAGCUAAGAAGAUACAACAACGUCUUGAUAAAUUUAGGAUCACUCCAUUUGAAGAUGAAGAUAUUGAGAUAAUUACAUGUCCCCUUCCUGUGUCACCAAAGUUUGGUUUUCAAGAUGACAUGUGCUCAAUUCCAGAAGAGACUGAGUCUUGUUUGGAUUUUCUGACCCAACCAACCAAUGAGUGUGCCGAGCAGCUAACAGUGAUGGAUGCGAAACUGUUCAAGAAGGUGAUAGCAUGGCAUUGCCUGGGUUGUGUUUGGGGAAAAAACAAAAAGGAAGGAAGAGCAGCCACUGUGAAGGCCACGGUCGACCAGUUCAAUGCUGUGUCUCUUCGUGUCAUUUCCACCAUUUUAACUUGCACUGAAAGCAAAACAAGUGGGCCAAACAUGAGGGGGAAGUACAUUUCACAAUGGAUAAAUGUAGCACAGGAGUGUAGAGAUCUGAAGAAUUUCUCAUCCCUCAAAGCUAUCUUGUCAGGUCUGCAGUCAGCUUCAAUUCACAGACUCAAAAAAUCGUGGUCUCAUGUUUCUAGAGAUGUUCAUAAUUUGUUUCUCGAACUCUCAAACAUUUUCUCAGAAGACAGCAAUCAACAGAGUAGUAGAGAACUUCUCAUGAAGGAAGGAACUGCAAAGUGGGCGCAGCCAGAAAGUUCACCAACUAAGAAAUUGCCUAAUAUUAAGAAACGGAAGUCACGCUUCAUGGACCUGGUAAGUGUUUCUAUGACGGUCUUACAUACCUUUUCAUUUUCUUUUGUCGGCAAUGCCUAACACAACGGUGAUUGUUAUUCUUUUCUUGUAUCCAAUGCAAUAUUUGUGUCAUGGACUCAUUCUAUACUGAUACCCGAAACUACGAGUUGUCCUCUUUCGGCGAAAUUGUCGCGCGAGUCGGAAAAAAAAAACAAAUCAGUGAAAAAAAACCUGAUGAUGUUAGCGCGCCGUGCAGAACCUGGGAGUGAGGCACACGAAAAGUACACCGGGCGGUCCUCGACGAAAAGCAGGGAGUGCUCGUAGUCUGCUGUACCCUUAAACUGACUGACUUGUAACUUUUUUUUAACAAUAUCAACACAUAGUUCAGCAAGCAGUGGAUGAAAAUAUAUCAGCUAAGGGGUGAUAUUAUCGGCUGGUCAAAUUAUUCUAGUGUUUUUUUUAGUACUUUUUAAAUUUAAUUUCAAAAGGCUCCAUGAAUGCAUUACCCAAGCGAUUUUGUUAAAAAAAAAAAACAAAACAAAAC
Pocillopora damicornis (cauliflower coral) is the source of this 2191-nucleotide messenger RNA. RefSeq names its product ral guanine nucleotide dissociation stimulator-like 1. Gene Ontology annotation, cellular component: plasma membrane. Gene Ontology annotation, biological process: Ras protein signal transduction. Gene Ontology annotation, molecular function: guanyl-nucleotide exchange factor activity. The record is from RefSeq and is a predicted model, not a curated record. Lineage: Eukaryota; Metazoa; Cnidaria; Anthozoa; Scleractinia; Pocilloporidae.